GGUCCACGCAUUCCUCCCUUCACCUCUCGGCCUUUUUCUUUCUCCCUGGAUUUUGAAAUAAUCGUGGAAGACUGAAAAAACCUCGCUGGUUUUGAGCUAGGGUUCCUUGCUUCUGGAUCACCGAGAAAUUAUCUGUCUCCUCUUCUGUACAGAUCGAAAUGGAUGGGCAUGAUCCAGAUGCAAAGCAAAGUACUGCUGAUAUGACUGCUUUUGUGCAAAAUCUCCUUCAGCAAAUGCAAUCAAGGUUCCAGACCAUGUCUGAGUCUAUUGUCUCAAAGAUCGAUGAAAUGGGCAACCGUAUAGAUGAACUGGAGAAGAGCAUUAAUGAUCUGAAGACAGAGAUGGGGGCUGAUGCACCAACAUCACCGUUGCCUCCAUCUAAGGCAAAGCAGGAAGAAGGCAAGACAGAGACUUUGUCAGGCAGCUCAACAUAGUACACAACAUGGCACAUUGAGAAAAGUUACUACGACAUGGCAUUGUUUUUCUGUUGUUUGGAUUCCGAGGAUUUGCAUGUAUUGCAAACUCCGGUAACUAUUGGCCUUUAUGAUGUGCAAUUUUGUUGAAUCAAACUAAAUUUUACUUGGUCAUAUGAAAUCUUUAUCAUCCA
This is a messenger RNA of Nymphaea colorata (pocket water lily), 607 nucleotides long. Its product is annotated as heat shock factor-binding protein. The record is from RefSeq and is a predicted model, not a curated record. The transcript is spliced from 5 exons. Gene Ontology annotation, biological process: cellular heat acclimation. The coding region runs from base 159 to 434 and encodes 91 amino acids. Gene Ontology annotation, molecular function: transcription corepressor activity. Gene Ontology annotation, cellular component: nucleus; cytosol. NCBI's taxonomy places the organism in Eukaryota, Viridiplantae, Streptophyta, Magnoliopsida, Nymphaeales, Nymphaeaceae.